AUGGAACAAGACCCCGGAUUCAUCGCCGCCGUCGAAGAGGCCAAGAAGGGCGCCGCCGAGGGCGGGGUCCCCAUCGGCGCGGCCCUGGUCUCCAAGGAUGGCAAGAUCCUCGGCCGUGGGCACAACAUGCGCGUGCAGAAGGGCAGCGCUACGCUCCAUGCCGAAAUGGCGGCGCUCGAGAACUCGGGCCGGCUGCCUGCCUCUGCGUACGCGGGCGCUACCAUGUACACCACGCUGUCCCCGUGCGACAUGUGCACGGGUGCGUGCAUCCUCUACAAGAUCAAUCGCGUCGUCAUUGGCGAGAACCAGAACUUUCUUGGCGGGGAGGAGCUCCUCCUCAACAAGGGGAAGGAGGUCGUUGUGCUGGACCAUGCCGAGUGCAAACAGCUGAUGGAGACGUUUAUCAAAGAGAAGCCCGAGCUUUGGAACGAGGAUAUCUCUGUAUAA
This is a messenger RNA of Aspergillus terreus NIH2624, 447 nucleotides long. RefSeq names its product cytosine deaminase. NCBI's taxonomy places the organism in Eukaryota, Fungi, Ascomycota, Eurotiomycetes, Eurotiales, Aspergillaceae. The record is from RefSeq and is a predicted model, not a curated record. The transcript is spliced from 3 exons. The coding region runs from base 1 to 447 and encodes 148 amino acids. Gene Ontology annotation, molecular function: diaminohydroxyphosphoribosylaminopyrimidine deaminase activity. Gene Ontology annotation, cellular component: nucleus; cytoplasm.